Molecule: messenger RNA, 354 nt
Organism: Symbiodinium pilosum
Lineage: Eukaryota; Dinophyceae; Suessiales; Symbiodiniaceae
Source: the annotation of a GenBank genome assembly
GAUAUUGUCUAGCAGUGAAUCGACAGUUUGAUUAUGUUGAUGUGGACGUUUUUGGCUGCUGGUCGCACAUUGGUGCUUCGUUGGAGCUGGUGCGCCCAGGUGGCCUGCUGUAUCUGACGGCCACCGGCCUGACCACUUGGAAGCCUUCCCGGGCUUUCCAGAGUUUGGGCAUGCGGCUGACGAGAUGCCCGCCAACUGAAACUCUCCACGACCACAUGGCACGCGCGCUCAUCUGGCGAAUGGUCUCUGCUGCUGACAGCCUUGGACUGGUCGCUCAGCCCCUCUUCAGUCUCUACCGUGGCACAGGAGACGUCUUCCGGAUCUUGUUCCGGGUGGUCCGCCGCUCUGGUGACA